UUCCCUCCUUCCUUCCCUCCUUCCUUCCCUCCUUCUCUCCUUCCUUUCCUCCUUCCUUCCCUCCUUCCCUAUUGGCACUUCCUUGUUUACCUGCAAUUCUUUUUACUAGAACUCUUUGAUAUGUAUGCAGUUACCACUGUAUUUGAUGUCCACUCCUGAAAAGGACUCAGGUAUAUAAAAUAAUGUUUUCCCCUUCGUAACGGCCUGAAUAUUGAGAUAUCUUUCUUAACAGUACAUACAGUAUUUCAUCUAAUAACUGUGGAAGUGCAUCUUGCUUAUGUCAUAAACAAAACCAAUAAUGUGAACGUACUGUUAAGGGCGAUAUCUCAGUAAUUUUGUUCAUACAGUGCAAACAGCCAUAAUGUGGUUUCCUUAUUUGCUGUUUAGUGUGAUGUAUGAAUGAAACCAAAUAUAGUUCACCCAACACACCCUGAUUGAUGGCAGUAUGAUACACAAGAAGAGGAUUUUAAUUUGAAACAAUUUUGAAAAAUAGACUUGACAAAAUUAUAUAUUGGGAAAUAACAAACAUGCUGUUGUCUUGACUCUCUGUUCUUUUGCCCAACCUGAUGCCUUCCUGAUGUGCAAUGCGGUGGCAUAGUUGCACUUCCUGAUGUGCAUUGGGCAACAUGUGUCACAGAGCUCCAUUAAACUUUUGAGGAAAUCCUAGAACAUGAUGAAGAAAACAAUGAUGCAAAUUGUGUGGAUCUAUUUUUCUUUGUUUUUUAAAACUAUGUUAAUCUUUCUGAAGGACAUGCAAUUUCAAGUUUUGUAUCUCAUAUGGUAACAAAUAUUACCAGUAGCAGCAGUAGCAGUCAGAGGAAUCUCUGGGUUAUAGUUUGUCAUACUUAUUCUACAAAUUUUAGUCCAGUGCCAGCUAGGAAAUAUUGCUUUUUAUUUACACAUAAAAAUCAAUUUAUUUAAAUUAUAUAAUGCUCGUAUAACCAUUCCCAAUAAUUCUACUGUCUUGAAGACUAAUUGCUAUUUUCUUCUUCUGACAUUGCUGGGAAUUUGGAGAAAAAAAGUAAGAAAGUGCAGUCUGUUAUAGUUCAGAAAACUAAAGUCAGGAAAUUCUCUGGCCCAGAUUAUGAAACAGGAACUUGCAUGUAAAUAGACUUGAGCUCCUUACAAAUAGAUUAUAGCUAUCUUUAAUUAACACCCUAUCUCUUUUGAAGAAUACUUUGAAGAAAUGCUUAGUACUGUAUGUGAUGAAGAAGUAUAAUGGUUUCAAGAACUCUACCUUGAAAUAGUCACAGUGGUGUAGAAAGAGGAAAAUCUGUUCUAUUUAGUUUAGUGCAGUGGAUUUACAGCAUUUUGCACAUCUGUACAAAUAAAAAAUGCAUAUGAGUUAAUGAAUUUCAAUCAAUUUCAGUGUAAGGUAUGGAACAGUGUAAAUCUGGAUAACUUGUAAGACUAUUUUUUCUGGCAUUCCUGACUUAUUGAACUAUAGGAAUUUUGUUUUUUAUCUCUUCUGUGCCACAGUAUUCUUUUACUGUUUCAUAUAGGGUAAUUAAAUCAUGAACUAAUCACAUACAUUGGAUCUGUCCAAUACCCUAGGUUAAAAUAUCCUGUUUGUGGUUCAGUGUAUCAUUAAAUCAGGACUAGGCUGAAUAAAUUGUGGUUCAAUUAACAUGAGGUAUUCAUUUCAGAUGAGUAUAGCUAUUCUCUCACUUCAAAUGAUUACUUUGGCCUUAGCCAUAUGGCUAAGUAGGAGGCAACAACUGGCUGACUUUGGAAAAUACCGUAAGUAUAGUUUGGAUUGGUUAGUAUUUGAAUGGAAAUCAUAGCUAGAGGCUAGUUUGCGAAGUUGCAAAAGAAAGAAGGCAGCAGCAACUUAUUUCUAUAUUACUUAAAAAAAACACAAAUUAACUAAUUUGCAUUUAUAAUAUAUCUUGCUGUAAACCAGUAAGACUUGUUGGUACUACACAACAUGUUGGUACUACACAACAGCUCACGGAGUUGGUAAAUUAGAAACAAAGGCUUGACAAGAAUGUUGACUUAAUAUCCCAGUCUAGUUUUCACAGUACCAUGGUGCUCCUAACUCAGCAAUUGAUUAUCUCUUGCUAAACCUGAAGGUACUGCUUUCAUAAUAAAAACAAUAGCAGAAAUACAAACUAUAAAGAGUGAAGGAGUUUGCAGGGUGUUUGGAAUAUAAAUUGAUUCAAUUAGAAGCCAAAUGGGCAAGUCUUAUUACAAAAAAUAGGGGUCUUGCAAAGUUAUCUGGGAUGUGUUUGGUUCUGUUAGUUCUGAGAUAGGAUGCUUGUGACAUUAGCUUUGCCACUUGUUGAUUGGAUCCCUGCUUUUCUGGUUGGUUCUGUCACCAACUAAAGAGGUGACAGAAGCUGGAUUAGAGGAGUAAUGACUACAUCCUUGAGAAAAAGGGUGGUUCUAUCUGCCUUGAAAGAGGUGAUGGUGUACUACUACCAACCCAGGACACUAACACAGGUGUCAAAGUGGCGGCCCACAGGCUGGAUGAGUCAUGCGCAGGCCAUGCCCACCCCAGCUCCAUAAAUGGGGGAAAAGUUGUGAAAUGUCACAUGGCAACAUGAUGCAGCAAGUUUGACACCUGUGCUUUAACACUUUCAUUCAUACAUUUCAUUGGAAAUGUAAGCUUAGAGUUACUGACUAAAGCAGUGCAUAUGCCUGAGUGAAUGGAUAAAUAGAUGAAUAAAUGCAUAGUAUUUGGAUCAACUAUUUGGUUUGUGCAAACUGCUAUCAGAGACGAGAGAAAUCCUGACAUUUUUAUAUGAAUCUGGAGACAUAAUUUAGAGAUUUUGGGAGUGGGAUUGGGGUAUCAUUUUAUAGUUUCUGGACAUUAAGAAUUCACUGUUAACGCAGUGAACUAUGUAGAAAUAUCAUUUGUAAGGGUUGAUAAAGUGGGUCUUUUGAGUAGGUAUAAUACGUUUUGGAAGCUUUAAAGUAUUGUAAUAGCGGAGAGAUAGUUUUUUAACAGAUUGGGACCAAAUUAGAAAUUUAAAGUCUGGGCAUUUUGACAUCCUGUAAAAAAACAAUUACAUAUUUAUUUUUCUGCUCCUUCUCAUAGAAACAUAUAUGAUGCAGGGUGCAAAUCCUAAAAUUUCUAGAAUGUUUUAUUUUCAGACAUAUUUUGCUUUAAUGUACAAUUUAUAAUGAUUCAUACAUGAAUUGUAUUAUGCAAUUUAUAGUAUAAUAUUUACUGAUAAUGAUAAUAUUAAUAAAGAGUAUUAAGUCUUGAUCCUGUUGUUGUCUUAUAAGUCUGUGUCACAACUAUUUUGAGAGAGAAGUGAAAAAUGCAUCAACAAAGCGGAAAGGUUUGGAAUACUUCUAAUUCCAGUAUUUUCAGAACUAGAAGGAGGAAAGAAUUCAAGAAAUAUAUGUUGAAUGUUUUUGUAUUUUAAAAUGUCUCUUUGGUCAAAUUCAUUUUUUGGUGAUACAAGUGGUUUGUCAUUUCUUUUACAAUGUUGCUUUGACAUCCCAAUCUACUUUACAUCUCAGGGAUUGCUGGUGUUCUAUCCAGGACUAACCAGGUCCAAUCCUGUUUGCCUUGUGAGCCUCAUAAAGGUUAGUCAGAUGCUGCCACCUGCUGGGUAUCUAUCACAAAUAUUCCCCAUAGAUGGAUUUUAACUCCUAUGGAGGGCACCGAUUUGAGGAAGGUUUUAGAGUCUAGAUUCUUCCAUAAAAAUAUUUGUAUUUCAUGUUUUGAGGUACGUAGUAUGUUUUAAAAACAUUUUUCUAGCAUCAUAUUUUUUCAGUGCUUGUUCCCUCUCCCCCUGACCAUGGAGAAUUUUGUUUUGUUGAUCAGAUCAAAUGAAAGUUAUACGAGCUUCAGGUUUAAUAAAGUGGUUCUAGAUGAUUUGUCACAAUAUUAAAAAGUUACAUCAAAUAUGAAGCAUAAUGAAAUAAUUUUUGUUCAUCAAUUCAGUUUGUAUACCUGCAGGUAUAAAAACUGUGUUUCUUGGCUUAAAAUUUAAUUAUGAAAAUUGUAGUACACAAUGGAAACAUCAACAUAGUACACACAUUAUGACCAUAUGUGCAAAAUGCUAUUUUUACCAGCAGUUUUAAAAUUAAUUUUAGAACCAUUCUAUAACAGUUGACUUUCUUUAAAAAAAGGAAAUCUCAGAGUACAUGCAAAUAGCAAGGUAAAAUUAUGGUAGGGGUUGUAGGGAAUACUUCUGCUUAUUUUAAUAUUUACUAGUCCAGCUCUUGUUGGAGUUUUGAUUCAGAUUCCCAACUUCCGUGUAUUUGGCUUUAAUUGUGUCUCUCACUUCUCUCUUGUGGCUAGCAGAGUUGAGAACAGCAUGGUUCUAGAAAGAAGAUGGGCUCUACUAGGUUAACUGCAAAAGAACUAUGUGAGAAUGAUGACCUUGCCACAACGCUAAUUCUUGACUCCUAUCUUGGAUUUAAGACUCAUAAAAUGAAUGUAAGCCCACUUCCAGCCAUCAGGAGGAAGCACCAUUUACGGGAGGCAGUAGAAGCUUUCCGGAAGCGCAAGGACCUAGAAGCAGCCUAUCAAGCCUUGGUGCAGGGUGGCUGGGCCUGCCAGUAUUUUGCAAACCGGAGCCAUCAGCAGGAAGCUGCCCUCAAGACUCAUAUUUUUCGGUACCUUCGCGUUUUCCUUCCUGAGAGCGGUUUUGCCAUCAGGCGCUGUAGUCGAUAUUCCUUAGAAAUAAAUGGAGCCCGGAUAGUGUCUACAAAAUCAUGGAGAAAGAAUGAUAAACUGGAGCUUUUAGAAGGCUACAUUGCAGAACUGACAGAACCCGAUGAGAGCCUCCUCCGAGCAGGUGAAAAUGACUUCAGCAUCAUGUACUCCACCCGGAAACAGUGUGCCCAGCUUUGGCUAGGGCCUGCAGCCUUCAUUAAUCAUGACUGCAGACCAAACUGUAAGUUUGUCCCAAUGGAUGGGAACACUGCUUGUGUCAAGGUGCUGCGGGACAUUGAGCCAGAUGAUGAGAUCACAUGCUUCUAUGGUGACGGCUUCUUUGGGGAGAACAAUGAGUUAUGCGAAUGCCACACUUGUGAAAGAAAGGGCGAAGGAGCUUUUCGCCUUCUGAAUCAGACACCAUUGCUAGCUACCUCAGUCAGUGAGAAAUACCUACUGAGAGAGACAGACGGACGUCUGCAGAGGUGGAAAAAUCAGUCUUGCAAACUUGCUCAACGUAAUGUGAAAGUGCGACACAAAGCCCGACGCAGAAAAUCAAAAUUACGUGGUGCUGUACACAGAUAUACCACUCGCUGGUAUCUUAAGAUGCUCAAACCUUUAUAUAUCCCACUGCACAACUGCUUGGCCUGCAGAACACGUGGAUGCAAGCUCCGUAAGCAGCCUCUGGUGUGUCUGCUUCGUUGUCCUUCUCCUAUGUUAUCUGUAUUGCACCUCAGGCAGUCUUUGGGAAACAAGAAUUGCUACUACAAGGCCCAGGAAAGCUGCUCUCCUAUACAGAUGCAUAAUUGCCCUGAAAGCCCUGGCUUGGCCAACCAGGGCAGCCUGAUAGUGAAUCUUGGGAAGAGAAUUCCCUUGGACUGGGCAAGGUUUCAUAGGGAAGUAGCGUGUGACACUAAGGAGGAAAACGCCAAUCAGGAGUUUAGCCAGGGGACCGAGGAAGAUGAUUCAAGGGAUAUGGAGAGUCAUGCUGAUGUUAAAGAAUCCUAUGAAUCAGGAUCUGGGGUUCUCCAUUCAGGAGAGCAAAUCCCCCUUGAUUCUUCAGGUUCUCUUUCAUCCAGUCAGUUCUUGUGCAGAACAAGGAGCACAGCCCAGCGCCAAGCUCAGGUUUUGCCCCAAUCUGAGUUGUCAUUACCAAUGGUAGACCCCAAGCUUUCCCAGUAUGCUCACGUCCGCCUGGAAGGCCCACCUUUUGGAGGCAGGCAGUGCUGGCAGCAGCCCCCUUCAGACAAGACGGAGAAGGAACAAGCGGAGGAGCAGCAUCUUCCUAAGCGGAUGGUUUCCUUUCCUCCUUUUGUUCCACCCAAACGGCUUCGACUGGUAGUGAGCCAUGGUUCCAUCAACCUCGAGGUAGCUGCAAGCUCCUGUGAGGAGAUGUCCUCUGAUCUGGCUGAUCUUCUGUGAUUGAAAACAAGACUUUAGCUUAUUAUUGAAUUUACCCAUGAUAACCAUCUACCAGAAUUCGCCUGAAAUUAUCCAUCUUUUUGUUGUGCCCUUCUCCCCAUCACCUUGUAUGGGUUGGUAACAUCUCUUCUGAAGUCCCUUUGUCCCCAGGUGGGCACAAAGCUGCCUGUGCUAAAAAUGCAACCUUGUGUUCAACUCCUACUUUUUCCAUUGAAAUUGAUAUUUCAGUUGUCUUUCCAGAGUACUUCCUUUAUCACUUCCUCACUAUUCCUUUAAAAAAAAAUCUCCACUACUUUGCCAAACUUCACUUUAGUCUUGAAACCUAAGCCAUAUAGUAGACUGCAUGGAGGCUUUGGAUUGCCUCCUGGUCUUUUCUUUGAACUCUACUUUCUCUUCCACAGAGUCCUUUCCUCUUUCUACUCUUGAUAUCUCCAUGCUCUGGUUUAUAGCACUGUAGUCAUAGACUUCUUGACAGAUGAACAUGGUAUUUUGGCAUUUAUUGUCCCUACAAAGUGGUGAAGUGACUUGUGGAGAAAAGAAAACCAGCAUCUAAUCAGGGAAGUCUCUUUAAAACUUAUUGUGAGAAAACCAGCAACCAGAAGUGCACAUUGGCAUGCAGCCUAAACUGUUCGGUCCAUUUAGCCUAAAGGCUGUUCAAUGCUAAACAGGCUUAUAUAGGGAAUUAAAUGUUCUUGCUCCUCUUCCUUUGCCGUCUCACUGUUUGGGUGCCUAUUGUUACAAGACAGCUAAUUUUCUAGUUUUGGAAGCUACUUUUAUAUUAGUUAAUCUGUGUGACUUGUUUCUUCUCCCAGCCAGAGUUUUAAACAAGUGUCUGCUGGGCCUUUUUAGAAUCUUAAUGAACUUUAGAUAUUCAGGUGCUUUAUAUUUGAUAAAGUUGAGCUGCUUGGCUCAGGGGCAUUGCGAUAAAGGGGCUUCCUUCUGUGAGAGGCUGAUGAGCAAGAUAAAAGUUCUACUCAGUUUAAUGUGGCCUAAUUCAGUUCAAAGUCAUAUAUGGUAAGUGGAUUUGCUGUAUAUUUUUCCCAUUCAUCUUGCCAUGACAGGAUUUUGAACAGAAAGGGCACAUUCUGGUAGAAAACUGAGUGCAAGGUAUAUGGGGAGAGGUGGUGGCAAUUGAAUGGGUGAAACAUGGUGGUCAAGUUUUUCCUUUAAGUGCUUGCUUUGUUUUGAAAUUUUGUGGAAUCCUUUGUGGUGUUGACUUUGGAUACAUAUCCAAGAGUCUUAGGACAGCCUGAUGUUCCUUUUUCAACUCCUCUUUUUUUGUUUGUUUGGUAUUGUAGUUUUGGUGCAGUUAGCGUUAGAGAAGCUUGUCUAGAUGACUUGAAGGUUAUGUUAAAAUGGAGGUUAAGCUGUGCACAUUUGAGAAUAAACUCCAGUAAACUUAGACUUUCUAUUAAAUUUCUAUGGGUAGAAUCCAGCAUAGGUUCUUUGAUCUCUGAAGUUGGAAAAUCUGAAUUAUAGAGCUUUUAGAGUAGCAACUAGUUUGUCUGGCAUGCAUUUUUGGUCUGAGAUACAUAAUAUAUUGCAAUUCUGGCUUUUUCAUUGCUCUACAAAACAGGUGCUGAUUCCUGGGAAACCACUGUAAUUUUAAAAGUAGUUUUAGAUACUAGCUUUGAAAAGGUAGAAUGAGCUGAUGCUCUUCAACCUGUCCUGAAAAUGAAAUCUUAAGAAGAAUAACCACAGACAAUGCAUAUUCAUGUAAAAAUAUUACAGAAAUAAUACAGACACAGGGACAGUAGAAACAACAGUUUUUAAACAAAUUAAUUGGGGAGGCAUAACAAUAGCAUAUUUUUGGUAACAAUUUGAAUAUUUUCCUAUAAGUGGUUCAUAUGAUUGUCCAGAAUUACCACUGUCUGUGGACAUUCUUCAUUUUAUUCUCCCAGGACUGUAUGAAGAAAGAUAAUUUAAAAAACGUUAGUGAACUUGAUAAAGGUGAUCCUUAACUUAUGACCAUAAUUGGGACUAGAAUUUUAAUCGCUAAACAACGCUUAGUCAUUGGCCAAGGACUCACUCUAAGCAUUCCAGGAUUGGUCCCUUUAAGACCUGAACAUGCCUAUCUCUCCCCACCCCACCCCCACCCCCAAUCUCUGCCCUUUUGGCUGCAGCGCUUCCAAUUCUAGUUGCCCUUGUCAUCUGGCACUCCGAGAUCCCCCCCCCUCCGACCCAGCUGAGCUUUGCUGCCAUCUUCUUGCUUCCUUUGCUGACAAAGUUUACCCACCCUGGCUAUUGGGCAGAACUGGAACUGUCUUCAAGAUGGAGCGGGAGUCACAAAAUUCAUUCCAGAACUGAAAUAUACCGAAAUGUUUCUGUGCUCCUUGGGACAAAUACGGCUGGCUUUGUGCUAUAAAAAAGGGGGGGAAAUCACAAAGCAGUUAUUGAAAGGAGCUGCUUUGUUUGUUUUCCCCCCCUUUUACAUAGCAUAAAGCCAGCCUCAUGCAUCCCCGAGCAUGGUGCAAAGGGGUGUUUUGUUGCACUAUGGACCCUUUAAGCUGCUUUGUCCCCCUUUUUUUUUGCAGUGCAAAGCUGGCCUCAGACCAACCCAGCACAACCACCAAGCCUGACAUACCUUGUCAGCAGUAGAGAGAGAGGAAAAAAGUGAAGGUCAGCUGGGACAGUAGAGCACAGGGCAGCAGAGGGCCAAAUGGGAAUAGAUGGGGGUGGGGAGUGGGGGAUAGGCAAUGGAAGGAGUUGAAGUCCCCCAGCGGUGAUAAGUGUGGGCAGGCUUCUAAGCACCUGAAGUUUGAUUAUGUGACAGGGCACUGCCAUGACUGUAACUUCGGACAUGGGUCAUAAGUCCCUAUGUUCAGCUUCAUUGUAACUGAAUGCUUGCUGAACAAAUGGUCAUAAGUCAAGGAUUACUUGUAUCACAUUGCUCACUAAAAUAAUUGAGACAUAGCUGAAAUUGUACAUCUUUUUCUGUAAGCUUGCUUUCUAUUUGUGAAAAUUUGAACAUAAGGCACAUUUUUCUUUCCUCAAAGUUCUGUAUGUUAGUAAUCAUUUUAUAUUUCAUAAUAAUUAUUCCAUUGAUUAUUCUUGCACAUUGUUGUUGGUUGCAUCACAGAAUGUGUGACUAUGUAUGAUACUAUUUUAAUGCCUAGACGUGAGUGUCUAUGAGAAUAGUUUUGAUCUAAAGGUGAGAUGAUGUCUCAUUAGUUUUAAAUUUUACUUCUACAAGAUGUGCAGUUUCAUCUGUGUAUCAAUGUUUGUGCACAGCGUAGAUAUAUGUACUAAAAAGAAAUAGAGGUUUUAGUGCUUGUUCUGAUUUUGUGGCCCCUCUUAAUGUGGGUGUCCAGACUUGCUUUCUUGCUUGCUACUUUCCACUUAUGGAUGUUCCAUGUUAGUUAAUAGUUGGAGACUAGUGACACAGCCUUUAGAUAGUGACUGUAAUGGGGGGAGGGGAGAGGAACAAAGAUGGCAAGAUGGUCAAGGGUUUUGUGUGGGGAAAGGUCAGGGGUGGGAAGGGUGGAUAUUGCUAGUCAGGAUACUGUACAUUCUACGUGGAAAGACGGACUGGGGCUCAGUUUUCACCUUCUGUGCCUCUCUUUCCCCCAUCUUUCCUGGUGGGUUUAUGGUUUGUGCUACCUCUUUUGGGAAAAGAAGCAUCAAGGCACUCUUCCAUCUAUGACUUCAGUCUUCUUUCAGUCCAGUGUCCAUUAAGUCCUGUCAUUUCUUUUCCCACUUUCAUGCUUUCAGAUUUAAAAAAAAACAUGCAUGUUCUCAUGAGGUGGAGUGGUAGCAGAUCCAGGUUUUGUUGUUUUUUUGUUCUAGCGUCCUGUAUGGGUAAGUUUCUAAAUCAGCCUCUCCAGGUCCAGCCUCUGCUUGUUUCCCUGAUAAUACCAUGGUUUAUUACAUUGCUUCUUCCAUCUUUUCUAAGAUUUUUCAAUGAUGCUUUUGGCCUGGAGUCACUCUAUCCCCAUUUCAAGAGAAAGAUUGAAUUCCACUUCUCCAUAAAAGUUAUGCUCAGGAGGGUAUGUUAAGAUACCUUGAUUUUCACACAGCUGGGAAAAAUAAGCAACCUGGACACUGGGGAAGGUCUCUGGUUGGCUGAGUUCCUCAGGGAGUGGUUUGAUAGAACCCUGUAUUAUCAUUUUCUGCUCCAGGUUUUAACCACAGUACAUCAAUCCGACUAUCUGCCUUUAGUGGUGGGGUCAUUGCAAACUUGCUUCAUAGGAUUGUGGGGAAUUUGCUCCAUUGUACUACCCCAUCUCUCAACAUGCUUGCGAUACUUUAUUUAAAUUCUUCCAGAACUUCAGCACCCAGAAGCAGGAGAGUCCAAAAGGUGUUACAUGGAGCAUAUUUUCAGGGGCAUAUGUACUAUGCCAAAAAAAGUAACAUAAAUCGAGCUCUGAAUUUGCAUGAAUUAUGAUUAUGAAUUCUUAUGCCUUCUCUUGUAAUAUGGGCAACAUGUUACAGGAAACUUGGCCAUGGGGAAAAUUGAUUAGUACGUACCAUCUAGCCUAGCUGGUCUACCUUUACAAAUCUGUCAUCCCAGUGUCAAGGGGCCAGGACUCAUUAGAUGGAAGAAUUUCAACAGGACCUGGACUCAAGCUCAAAUCUUGCAUUAGUACAGUAUGAUUGAGUGCAUACAGCCCUGGGUGUGUAUCAGUUGGUCUGAGCAGGCCUGAGAGAGGGUGGGGAGGGUAAGAGGGUUGUCUGUAUUUUUAAUGGUGCUAUAUUUGGAAGAGUUGAUGGAGGUUACUCUCAGCUCCAAGUGUGGAAAUUUGAGGCCUCAGGGUAUUUCCUGCCCCAUGAUCAGGCCGGUAUCCUGAAAUGGGGUAAAGGCAGAAACUUCUGUUUGUAUUUUUAAUGGUGUGUGUUAGGGGGGAGGGGUGCAUAAUACUUUUUAAAAUACUUGAUUGAAAUAAACUCUUCUAAAACUGU
Molecule: messenger RNA, 10936 nt
Organism: Thamnophis elegans (Western terrestrial garter snake)
Lineage: Eukaryota; Metazoa; Chordata; Lepidosauria; Squamata; Natricidae
Gene: KMT5C
Product: lysine methyltransferase 5C
Exons: 8
Coding region: 4292-6037 (581 amino acids)
Cellular component (GO): nucleus
Molecular function (GO): protein binding; histone H4K20 methyltransferase activity
Source: RefSeq, a predicted model, not a curated record